Phoenix dactylifera (date palm) is the source of this 8299-nucleotide messenger RNA. RefSeq lists its product as uncharacterized. NCBI's taxonomy places the organism in Eukaryota, Viridiplantae, Streptophyta, Magnoliopsida, Arecales, Arecaceae. The record is from RefSeq and is a predicted model, not a curated record.
UGGAUCCAAAUGCAAACAGCACGUGAAAUUGGCAUGCUCAAAUCCUCUAGAUUUGGGAUUUCAGCCUUGCCGUUUGGCUUAGCCCCAGCAAACACAUGGCAAAAAAGGAUUCUCUGUGAUCGUACUCUUCCUCUCUCGGAGCUUUUGCUGGCUUGUGUUAGGGCUUCCCGUUUCCGCUUCUCCGCGGCGCCCGCUUACUCCCCGUCCGCCGCUCCCCGUCAAGAGGUAACCGCCCUUAGCUCGACCCGCUUCCUCACCGCCACCUCUCUCCUCCCCCCCCCCCCCCCCGUUGAAAACCCUAACCCUAGAGCGAGAGAGAGCUCUGGCGAUCGAUCGAUCCUAGGGUUAGGGUUUCUUCAUGCGGUUUGGGAGCUCGGCGUCGGCUGGAAACUCCUCUAGCGAUGACCCAUCAAAGCAAAUUUGUCUCUGUUAAUCUCAAUAAGUCCUACGGUCAGCCUUCCUCCUCUUCCGUCGCCGGCCAUGGCCGGCCUCGCUCCGGCGGUGGUGGGAUGGUGGUCCUUUCCCGGUCCCGGAGCUCGGCUUCGGCGGGGCAGAAGACGACGCCGAGGUUGUCCGUUCCGGCCCCCCUGAACCUUCCGUCCCUGAGGAAGGAGCACGAGCGCUUCGAGCCCUCCUCCUCCGGGACCUCCGCCGCCCAUGGGAUCUCCGGGCUCAGAUCUGGGUCGGGCCCUUCCACGACGGGGUGGAGCAAGCCGGCCCUCCCGCCGGCUUUCCAAGACAAGGAAAUCGGCGCCGGAGGCCAGGCUCAGUCUGGCAGAUCAGUGAUGACUGGGGAUCAGCGGGCCGGCAGCCCUUACAUGCCUCCUAGUUCCCGGUCUGCCGGGCAGCCGGUACCGGUCUCUCCAGCUCAAGGUUUUUCCGAGAAAGCUGUAAUCUUGAGAGGCGAGGAUUUCCCUUCCCUGCAAGCCACUGCCAUGUCGGUUCCAAAACAGAGGGAGGCCUUGAAUCAGAAGCAGAGGCAGAAGCAAGCGGGCGAGGAACAUUUGGAGGGGCGGGCGGAGAGAUUCGAGUCACAGGUACCUCUUGAAAUGCGCCCCCAGAUGAGAUCCUCUCGUGCCAGUACCAAUAUUGUGUUGGAUGGUGAUGGGGGCUUGAGCCGGCCGUCCGGUGCUUCUUCGGAACAGUCUCGGAAGCAAGAUAGGUACUUGCCUGGGUUGCUCCCGCUUGUCCGGCUGCAUCACACAUCUGAUUGGGCUGAUGAUGAGCGAGACACGGGCCUCAGUAUUCCUGAAAGGGACAGGGAUCGUGGGAAUUCAAGGUUGGAGUCGGUUCAGGUCCAUGACCUAUAUGAUGGAAGGGGGCCACGUGAUGCCGAAGCUGGUGGUGCUUCAUCAAGGGACUUUUUCAGAGGGGUUUCUUUGGGGAGGGACGUAGUGCCUUCUAAUAAAGAAGGUCGGGAUGUUGGCUCAUGGAGGGCACCACUGCAGCAGAGAGAUAGGUUGGGUACCCAGGAAUUGGGAGUUGAUGGAGAUAGAGCUGAUAUCAGGCCUUUUAGCGCAAGCAGAGAAAUGGGUAGAGAUACUAAUAAUGGCCGGUCGCAUUUCAGGGAUGAUGCUCGAGAUGGCGGGACUCUGGAUUCUUGGUACGCUAGGAAGGAUCAGGGCUCAGGAAUAAACACUCGAAAUGGGAGAAGUGUAGCAGAAGCUUUCAGUGGAAAGAGUACGGAGCAGAAUACUCGUGGCUGGCAGGGUGAUUUUCCCAGCAACUGGAACAGAGGAAAUUCAUUUCAGAAUAACCUGAUUCCUAAGAGCUCGUUCUCUUCUGGGGGUAAAGGGCUUUCUUUGAAUGAUCCAAUACGGAAUCUUGGAAGAGAGAAACGGCUGGCUGUGAACAGCGGGAAGGAAUACAUUGAUCAUGCUGGUCUUGACAGCAAGGAUCCAUUUUCUGGGGGCAUUGGAGAUGUAAAUGUUAAAUUAUUCAAGAGGAAGAAAGACGCACCAAAUCAGGCUGAUUUCCAUGACCCUGUCAGGGAAUCAUUUGAAGCGGAGCUGGAGAGGAUUCUGAGGAUGCAAGAGCAGGAGCGUGAACGUGUAAUGGAAGAGCAAGCUAGAACACUUGAGCUUGCUCGGAAGGAAGAAGAGGAGAGAGAGAGGCUGGCCAGGGAGGAGGAAGAAAGGAGGCGGUUGCUUGAAGAAGAGGCAAGGGAGGCUGCUCGGAGGGCAGAGCAAGAGAGGCUUGAGGCUGCGAGAACAGCAGAGGAUCAAAGGAUUGCGAGAGAAGAGGAAAAGAGGAGAAUUCUUGUGGAGGAGGAAAGAAGGAAAGAAGCUGCACGGCAGAAGCUCUUGGAAUUGGAGGCCAGGAUUGCAAGAAGGCAGUCUGAAGCUAAUCCAAAUGAUGAUAGACUUCCCUCUGCUGCUGCUGAUGAACGGGUGCCUGGCCUGGUGAAGGAGAGAGAUGCUCCAAGGGUUGCAGAUGUUGGGGACUGGGAGGAAGGUGAGAGAAUGGUUGAAUGCAUUACUAGCUUUGCAUCGUCUGAUUCCUCAAGUAUGAACAGAUAUUUUGAUCCAGUUUCUAGGCCUGACUCAUCGAGUGAUGGAAAUCCUGCAUUUACAGAUAGAGGAAAACAUGCAUAUCACUGGAAUUGUGGAAACAGCUCAUCACUUCCUUUUCAUAAUCAAGAGAAUAUUUACAGAAGUCCAAAACGAGAUUCAUUUGGUCCUAGGAGGGGCUUCCCUAAGAAAGAGCUUAAUGGUGGUUCUGGGAUAAUGUCUGUGAGGCCUUCUUCUAAAGGGGGGAAUGUCGAACAUUCACAGAUGCAAGACGAUUUCCGCCAUGCAAGAGGGCAACGAUGGAGCAGUAGCAAAGAUGGUGAUCAUUUCAACAGGAGCUCGGAUGUUGAUGCUGAUUUUCUUGAUAAUGAUAAGUUUGGUGAUGUUGGAUGGGGACCUAGUAAUUCUCAUGGACGUCCGCAUUCUCCGUAUGCAGAAGAACGAGUGUUUCAGAAUUCUGAGAUUGAUGGCUUGUCCUCCUUCACAAGAGUUCGUCAUUCUUUGAAACAGCCCCAUGUGCCCCCACCUCCAUCUAUGACAUCAAUGCGCAGAAGUUCCUACAGACCCGCAGAUCACCCUGGCUCAUCAUCAUUUAUGGACAGAGAAACAUGCUACCACCAUGCAAGUAGAAUUGAGCAACAAAGUAGGCAGACAGGAUAUGACAGAGUCUAUCAGGAAAACAUUAGAGAACCUGGAACAACAGUAUUAGUUGAAGAGAAUGGUAUCCAUUUAGAUCAUAAUGAGGACAAUAAUGGCCCAAGAUGUGACUCACAAUCCUCUCUUUCUGUUUCAAGUCCACUUGCUUCGCCAAUGCAUCCUUCACAUGAUGAAAUGGAUGUUUCUGGAGAUUCUCCAGCAUUGCCACCAUCUGCUGAUGGGGAACGGACUGUGUCAUCUGACAAUGAGCACAUUGAAUCAGCACUGGAGGCAGGUAAUCUUAAUACAACGACAACUUCGAGUUCAGUCUCUCGUGGAGAAGAUGAUGAAUGGGCUAUUGAAAACAAUGAAGAAAUGCAGGAGCAAGAAGAGUAUGAGGAAGAUAAUAAUUACCAGGAAAUAGAUGAAGUCGCUGAAGGUGAUAAUGAAAAUCUUGACUUGGGCCAGGAGUUCAAACAUUUGCAAUCAGGUGUGCAGAAUAAAUCUGGGGAGAUGGACCAGGUUAUUCUAGGUUUCAAUGAAGGUGUCGAAGUUAAAAUUGCUAGUAAUGAUGAGUUUGAAAUGACUCCUAGGAACAGUGAAAAGGCAACCAAACAGGUGGAUUACCCAGGUUCUAUGGAAGAAAUGAUUAGUAAUGGUGUAGAUAGAUUAAAGACAGACAAUGCUCUUCUGGAGGUGUCUGCAAGCAACUCUUCAAAAAUCAUAAAUGAAACAGAGAAGGCACUGCAAGAUUUGAUUCUUGAUCCAGUAGCAUCCUCCGUUUAUCCUCAUGAGAGUGUUGAGGCAUCUAGUAGCUCCGGAAUGCCAGCUCAAAAUCCAAUAAUAUCUCCUUUAAGCUUGCCAAUGCCGUCUACAUCCAUAAUCCCACCAGUCUUGCCCUCAGCAUCUACUGUUGCUACUCAGGAUGAAGUACCUGUCAAACUUCAGUUUGGUCUGUUUUCUGGCCCUUCUUUAAUACCAUCUCCUGUUCCAGCCAUUCAAAUUGGUUCUAUUCAGAUGCCAAUCCAUCUACAUACUCAGGUUGGCCAUUCUCUAGCUCCAAUACACCCUUCACAGUCUCCAGUAUUCCAAUUUGGCCAGCUGAGGUAUUCACCACCUAUUUCUCAGAGUGUUUUACCUCUUGGCCCUCAGACUUUGCCCUUUGUUCAGCUUCCUACUCCAGAAUCCUAUUCUUUGAACCAGAAUCCUUCAGGCCAUCUACUCAACCAAGGGCCUCAAAACUCUUCCCAGAACAACUUAGGGGACGGAAUGCCUUCUGUAGAUAACCAGGCUAGUCUUGCACAAAAGAUUCUUGAUCCAUCUCCAGGGACCUUAAAUUCUGAGCAGCUGAAUGCUUUGUCAGAUUCUCCAAAGAAAGGAGUACUAGCACUAAUGAAUCAUACAGAUCGAUUGUCCUAUGUUGGCAAGAAAGCUACAGGUGAAUCAGCUUCCCAAAUUGACCGUCAUAGUAAUCAAGAUGGCACUUCAAAGAAGAAUUAUAGACCAAUUGCUAAUAGAGAAUCUCAAAAUCAGCUAAAUACUGAACCACAAUCUUCCAGGUUCCCUUCAGGAGGGAAGGCUUCCACUGUGUCAAAGGCUCCUGGAAAUGUAUCAGGUGGCAGAGGCAGAAGAUUUGCCUAUUCUGUGAAGAAUGCCGGUUCAAAAUUAUCAUUUUCAGGAGCAGAAACCUUAGACACUGAUGCAGGUGGCUUUCAGAGGAACCGGAGGAACAACAGGAGAACUGAGUUUAGAGUUAGAGAGAAUUUUCAGAGGAAGCAAGCACAGGGCACAGAGUCAUUUUACCAUGCCAGGCAGGAUGAGAGGCCAUCUCUUAAUGGGAGGGCCUCAGGGAUUUCUGUAAGGAAUGCAGGUAAGAAAGAUGUUAUGUCCAAUAGGUUGACCAGGAUGAUGAAUGAAGCAGAUAACUUAAACUCAGGUGCUUCCAGUUCACAAGUUGUGAAUUCUGAGAGCAAGACAGAUAAGGCCACCGGAAAAGAAGCUGUGCCAAAGAGUAUAACUUUUGCUGACAAGUCUCAUGGUCCAAAAGGAACUUUGAAGACAAAUGGGACUUCCGGGGAGGAUGUUGAUGCUCCUAUGCAGAGUGGAGUUGUCCGCAUUUUCAAGCAGCCAGGCAUUGAAGCUCCUAGUGAUGAGGAUAACUUUAUUGAGGUAAGGUCCAAGAGGCAGAUGUUGAAUGACAGGCGAGAACAGAGGGAAAAAGAAAUUAAGUCCCGGUCUAGGGUGCAGAAGGCGCCUCGCAAACAACAUUCCAUUCCUCAAAAUAGCGCCGCGACAUCCAACUCAAAUAAAGCAGCAGCCUCUUUGGGCGGAGAUGCUGCAGACAGUGUUCGGUCUGACCUUGUUGUCACAGAAGGAAGGGGAUUUGCUAGUGUUGAGCCAUCACUUGUAUUCAUGGCCAGCACAGCAUCUCAGGCUCUACCACCAAUUGGCACUCCUUCAGUGAAUAUUGAUUCCGAAACAAGGUCUAAUCAGACAGUCCCUGCCCCUGUCAUAUCUAGUGCUGGGGCAAAUCUUGUUCCAGGCUUGCUCUUUGCUAGCAAGAAUGUAGCUCCAGACAAUGCUUCAUUGCCUUUGGGUUCCUGGGACAGUGCAAACUUAAAUAAGGUGAUGGCCUUGACCCAGACUCAACUUGAUGAAGCUAUGAAGCCAGCUCAAUUUGAUUCACAUGUGGCUUCUAGCAUGGUUCUAGAGCCACAUAAACCCACAGCAUCUGUCAUGACUCAAGAAAAACCUGUGUGUUCAUCGACAAGUCCCAUUAACUCCCUCCUUGCAGGGGAGAAAAUUCAAUUUGGAGCUGUUACAUCACCAACCAUUCUACCUCCUGGGAGCAGAACUAUCUCUAAUGGACUUAGGCCUCCAGGUUCAUGUAGGUUGGACGUGAACAUUGAUCGCAACUUACCUGCAGCUAACAAUGAUUGCAACAUGUUCUUUGAUGAAGAGAAGCAUCCUAACGAACAUUGUCCAAAUUUAGAAGAUCCGGAGGCUGAAGCUGAAGCAGCUGCUUCUGCAGUUGCUGUGGCUGCUAUCACUAAUGAUGAGAUGGUUGGAUCUGGGAUCGGUGCAUGCUCAGCUUCUGCUUCAGACACCAAAAGCUUCAGUAGUGCAGAUAUCACUGGAUUAGCUGCAGGAGGUGUGACAAUGAAUCGAGAAGUAACUGGUCAAUCAGCUGGCGAAGAGUCCUUGACUGUUGCUCUGCCAGCAGAUCUUUCUGUUGAUACUCCACUCUCGUUGUGGCCUCCUUUACCCAGCCCACAAAGUUCUGGACCGAUGCUUUCACAUUUCCCUGGAGCUCCACCUUCUCAUUUCCCUUGCUUAGAGAUGAACCCAAUGUUGGGGGGGCGUAUUUUUGCCUUUGGAUCCCAUGAUGAGUUGGGUGGCACCCAGGGACAAUCACAAAGAAGUACUGCAUUAGGUUCUGGUCCAGUUGGGCCUUGGCCGCAAUGCCCUUCUGGUGUGGAUUCCUUUUAUGGCCCUCCAGCAGGGUUUGCUGGUCCUUUCAUCAGUCCUGGAGGAAUCCCUGGUGUUCAAGGCCCUCCUCAUAUGGUUGUCUACAACCAUUUUGCUCCAGUUGGACAGUUUGGGCAAGUAGGCCUAAGUUUUAUGGGUACUACUUAUAUUCCUACUGGAAAACAACCCGACUGGAAGCACAACCCAGCAUCUUCCACAGUUGGUGAUUCUGAGGGCAACCUGAAUAAUCUGAGUUUUGUUUCUGGUCAGUGCACCUCACACAGCAUGCCUACUCCUCUUCAGCAUCUGGGCCCAGGAUCACCUCUCAUGCCAAUGGCUUCUCCUUUGACUAUGUUCGACAUCACCCCAUUUCAGCCAUCUGCCGACAUACCAAUGCAAGCUCGCUGGUCUCAUGUACCUGCUCCACCACUCCACUCUGUUCCACUGUCCAUGCCGCUACAGCUGCAUCAUGUAGAGGGUGGGUUGCCUUUGCAGUAUAACCAUAGUUUGCCAGUUGAGGCAUCUAACGGAAAUAACAAGUUUCAUGAGCCUCGCUCAUCAAUGCUGGAUGAUGGCACUAGGAACAUCCCAGUUCAAAGUUCUACCACCUCAGAAUUCUCAGGCGAGUUGGGUCUGGUGGAACAACCGACUUCCAGUAAUUCCAAUGCCCAAACCGUUGGGCCUUCAUACAACCCUGCAAGUGGCAACAAUAGGGAAGUGUCAAACACUACCAAAACCUCAACAAGAACUACUGUUACUGGUGGCAGUGAGAGCAGCAGUAUCGGGGAAACUGGCACAACAACUGGCAGUCGGACUUCAGGCCCUUCAUCGAAGACUCAACAGCCAAUGCUAUCAGGUCAGCAGUACCUUCCUCCAAUUGGAUGUGCUGAUCAGCGAAGUGGGGCUUCUCAGAAGAUAGGCUCCGGGGGGGAGUGGCACCGUAGGACUGGAUUCCAGGGAAGAAGCCAGGGUUCGAGUGCAGACAAGAAUUUUGGCUCUGCCAAGAUGAAGCAAAUAUAUGUGGCUAAGCCAUCAAGUGGACCUGCAAACCCAGGGUAGAUGAUGUGGGAUCUCUUCUUAUCAGGAUCACUCAGCUCCGAUUGAGCUGAUGUUUCUCAGCAACCAGGAAAGAAAACUUUAUCGACUGGACCUGUUCUACUAGCUGCUUCUUUUGUUUACUAAUGUUCUUAUAAGUGGUGGCUUUGUCUUUUCUGGACGUUUUUAGACACAUUGAUAGGUGAGAAGGGGCACGUCUCAAUAUGUCACCAUACGCAUUAUUUGCUGCUGUUGGAAGCAUAAAUAUGUGGGCUGAGAUUGGGCUUUUCGAUCUCUGAACCCUGGCUGUGAUGUUGUGCAAGGGCUGUUUGGCUGGUCUUUCUACAAUAACUUCUAUUUUUCGGGUUGCAAAGGUGCUGAGCUUUGGACAGCUGUAAGAAAUCCAGUCAGAAGUUUGAUAAUUUUAUUUACCAAUGCUAGUGAGAUGGUGCCUGUUGGAGUCCUCAUCUCAAUUUUCUUUCCUAUCUUGCAUGAUGUAAGAUAAUUUCAUGAAGUCUAUUAUAUGUACUUCUCUGCCGCACCAGAAACUCGAGAAAAGGAUGCUUAUUUAUUUGUAUAAGACUAGCAGGUGGGGAUUCCAUUUCAACUCGCGAUUUGAAAUAAGGGUAGGAGGAUUUCCAUGCUUUGAA